Molecule: messenger RNA, 3255 nt
Organism: Penicillium subrubescens
Lineage: Eukaryota; Fungi; Ascomycota; Eurotiomycetes; Eurotiales; Aspergillaceae
Product: acetyl-CoA synthetase-like protein
Exons: 2
Coding region: 1-3255 (1084 amino acids)
Molecular function (GO): phosphopantetheine binding
Source: RefSeq, a predicted model, not a curated record
AUGGGUGAGCUUGUUGAUCGCAGCCGCGACGCGUCGCAGACGAUGAUUAAGAACAAUGUGAAUGUCUUCGGUACGAUUACCGACUCGGAGAACGAGCCGCUUCUAGGAGGUGAAUGUGGGAAACGUUUGAUGCCCCAUGUCAUCGAUGCAACGGCUAUCGCAGCGCCAGAUGUCGAUUGCUUGUUCGUCCCACGGACUCCUGGUUACCCCCGCGAUGGCUGGAAGCCUGUGAGCUGGGCGGAAGUUGCGAAUGCAGUCAACUAUGUGGCUCAUAUGCUGAUCGAACAGGCUGGGACGCCAACGCCUGGAACUUUCCCCACGAUUUCGUAUAUCGGACUUGAAGACCCGCGCUAUGUGGUUCUUAUCAUGGGCGCCAUUAAGGCUGGAUACAAGGCUCUGUUUAUCUCGCCACGGAAUUCUGUCGAGGCCCAGGUGAACCUGUUUAACAAGACGGACUGCAAUCUCCUAUACUAUGAUCAGUCGCUGGCAUCGAUGGUGAAGCCGUGGGUCGCGGGACGAUCAGGGAUGAAGAGCGUCGCAAUCCCUCCUUGGGAUGAGUGGGUGAACACGACGGUUGCCCCAUUUCCGUAUACAAAGACCUUCGAAGAGGCCGAAUGGGAUCCGUUUGUGGUGCUUCAUACCAGCGGUAGCACCGGUCUACCCAAGCCAGUCGUUAUCCCCCAGGGCUCGUUCGCCCUGAACGACCUGCAUCGCUAUGUUCCCGAUUACAAGGGCAACAUGCCGUGGUUAUCGACAUGGGGGAAAUUCGACAAUCCACGAUACCUCUGCACCUGCCCUCUGUUCCAUACCGCAGGAAUUGCACCCACUGUUUUGUCGGGCUUUUACUAUAACACCCCGGUGAUAUUCCGCGAUCCGUUGGUUCCGUUCACGGGCGAUAACGUGAUAGAGUGGUUGCAGAACUCCGGCGCGACAUAUACUGUCCUGCCCCCGGCAAUUCUGGAGCAGAUGUCGCGGUCACAAGUAGCGCUUGAUGAGCUGAGCAGGUUGCAAGUUGUGGCCUUUGGAGGAGGUCCAAUCGCACCCGCUGCAGCGGCCUCUCUACUCAAGAACAAGGUCAAGCUAGUCAACGCCAUCGGAGCAACCGAGUACAUCUACAUGCCAUACUACACACAACCAGACUCAUCCCUCUGGGAAUGGUUCAUCGUCCCGACAGAAUUGUUGGGUAUCGAGUGGCGGCCCUUUGGCGAGGACACAUUCGAGCAGGUCUUCAUUCGGCAGAAGAAGGGACAUCCCGGUGUGCAGGGUUGCUUUUACGUCUUCCCUGAGCUAGACGAGUACAGCACCUCGGACCUCUACCGCCCGCAUCCAACUUUACCAGACCACUGGACCUACGUGGGCCGUGCCGACGACAUUAUUGUCUUCUCUACUGGCGAAAAACUCAACCCCACGACUAUCGAAGGAGCGGUGAUCGGACAUCCGGGGGUUCUGGGCGCGCAAGUUGUGGGUGCGGGACAAUUCCAUGCUGCGUUGAUUAUUGAACCGGCACAACAUCCGCCAAAUGAGCAGGAGAAGCAGAAGUUCCUCGACGAUGUUUGGCCGGUUAUCGAGAAGGUUAAUGAACAGACUGUCGCGCAUGGUCGUAUCUUGCGUGAUUAUGUCUUCUUGUCGGACCCAGAGCGACCCUUCCCGCGGGCUGGCAAGGGAACAGUUCAGCGCGCCGUGGCUACAAAGCUCUACGCAGAUGAUAUUCGCCGCAUCUUUGAAUCUAGCUCUGAUACCAACGGCUCAGUCGCGGCCGUGGAGCUCGAUUUUAGCUCAGAGACCGCUUUUGCGGAAGGGAUUCGGGAUUUGGUGCAACAGACACUGAAGUUGCCUGCCCUUGGCGUUGAUGAUGAUUUCUUCACUGUCGGCGUCGACUCGCUGCAGGUUCUCCAACUGGCACGCGUGUUGAGCGCUAGUGUCAAGCAGUCCAUUGAGGGGAGGAGUAUCUACAGUCACCCAAGCAUUGCCAAGCUCAGUUCCUUCAUCAACUCUCUGGCUCGAUCUAGUUCGAAUGGAACUGCAGUCACCAGCACCGAGGCCGACACUCUGGCCCUAUGCUCGGCUCUUGUCGAGAAAUACACGCAGAACCUCCCUUCCCCAACAACUGAUAAACCCCUUCCCGCCGCUACAAACCAAACCAUCAUCAUCACUGGCACCACUGGAGCUCUAGGCUGCUACCUCCUUGACCUCGCCCUCGCAAACAAGGACAUCUCCAAAAUCAUAUGCUUCAACCGAACCUCCGACGCACGCGAGCGCCAAAUCGCAGCUAGCAGCUCCCGGGGCCUCUCCACCGACUUCUCACCAUCCCGCGUCGAAUUCCUCACCGUCGACCUCUCCACCUCAUCUACAUUCAACCUACCCGAAGAGACCGCAACCCGCCUCGCAGCCACAGUCGACCGCAUUAUCCACAACGCCUGGCCCGUGGACUUCAAUCAAUCCAUCGCCUCCUUCGAACCACACCUCCGCGGUGUCCGACACCUAAUCGACUUCGCCGCCACCGCCACCAAACGUAUCCCCAUCACGUUCGUUUCGUCCGUCAGCACAGUCGAGCAAUGGCCGGAGCCAACCCUCAUCCCCGAACAAUCCCUCUCAGACUUCACCCACGCCUCGCAGAUGGGCUAUGGCCAGUCCAAGCUUGCCGCAAGUCUGAUCCUCGACGCCGCAGCAACAACAUCCUCCGUACCACGCAAUAUCGUCCGCGUAGGCCAAGUCGCCGGGCCCCGCGCUGAACAAGGCCAAUGGAACCCGCGCGAGUGGCUCCCAACUCUAAUCCGCAGCUCCGUAUUCCUCGGCCUCCUACCCAGCCAACUCGGAGUCCUGGGUAGUCUGGGCUGGGCACCUGUCGAGGAUAUCGCCGGCGUUGUCUUGGAGGUAACUACCGGCCAAGACGGUAACGGCGGGUACUUCCAUGCCGUGAACCCGAAUCUUCCAGUCUGGGAGGACGUUAUUGUCCCCGCGGUCACAGAGUUCUAUGGAAGUCGGAUUGAGCGCGUUGUCAGUUUGCAGGAGUGGGUUGAGGCGCUGGAGAAGACCGCUGUUGGCGAGGUGGAUUUGGAGAAGAAUCCGGGUGUGAAGCUUUUGGAUACCUAUCGUCUUGCUGCGAUUGCGUCGAAAGGGGCGGGUGGUGAGGCUACUGCUGUUAGUGGGGGCUUUGCGACGGUGCGGACGGAGGAGGCGAGUGAGACUAUGCGGAGGAUGGAGCCGGUUACGGCGGAGUUGAUGAAGCGGUGGUGUAAACAGUGGCAGUUUUAG